Molecule: messenger RNA, 1505 nt
Organism: Daldinia decipiens
Lineage: Eukaryota; Fungi; Ascomycota; Sordariomycetes; Xylariales; Hypoxylaceae
Exons: 1
Coding region: 1-1437 (478 amino acids)
Source: RefSeq, a predicted model, not a curated record
AUGGAGUUUACACAGAUACCCUUAAAUGAUAACCAUCAAUCGACAAGCGCCAAGGGGAAACAUGACAACACCCAAAGAGCAUCGCUAGCGACGGUUGCACGGCUUGACUUUGAUGGUAAAAUGCUCUAUGAAAUAUUAUUAACACCGCGAGUAACGCUUCUCAAGCACGAUGAGUUGCGAAAAAGAAGACUGGCAAAUGGUGUUAGCCAUAGUUCUUUUACCAAUGGCCAGCAACCCCGAACCUCCAGAAAUAUACCUACGGCAUUAAAUGAAUCACAGUUUGACAUGGAAAAAGAAAAGCAGAGUCAAGAGAUGAUGGUGUCAAAUAUAAAUGAAUAUACCACAUCUAAUUCGGACUCAAGUCUGAACGAGCGCAAUGCGGUAAAGAGCUCUAGCUCAAACAGCUUGACAGAUAUACAGGUAGCCUCUCCCAAAGAACCACCCGAGUUGCGACCAAUUCAGCUUAACCAGACAAACGAGAGGCCGAAACUUACACCGUUGAAACAGCCGAGCUGCGAGGGGAUGGCCACCAACAAGCCUAGGGAGCGAAAUGGUAACGUAAAGGUAGAUGAACCCGCAAAUAAGAGUUGCUUAAGCACAUCGGAUCAAGAUAUGCCACACAAUGGAUCCCUCAAUAAUGGCUACUCGCUACCGAAUAUACAGGUGGCAAAUCGCAAUGAUGAAGGUUUAAGUGUCCCAACCGAAGUAUCAGCAGACAGGUGGGAAGCGAUAGAAGCAUCAGAAGAGAAGACAGAAGACUUGCCUCUUGAGGGUACCAAAACUGAUAUCCAGAGCUUGCCGGGAGCCAUGGAUGUGGUAUCACCUUUGUGUACAGAAGGUACGAAGAUAGCCACGAAGACAAUUUCCGAGCAACAUGACAAAGCUACACAAGACAGCGCACCUAAGGGGCUAAAUAAAUAUGAGGCACAACUAACUGGCCCUACACGAGAGAGCACCGAAUGUAUUGUUGUACAAUAUAUACCUAACAGUAUGAAUGGUUUAUCCCAAGCGAAUAGCCUCUACGAGCCAACAUCAACGCGUGAGACUAGUCCAUCCCGUAACAAUAUACAAGACCCUUUAGAAGUCGAUCGGUCCGAGAAGGGCUCGCUACGAGGGCCAGAACAAGAUGCAAAGACAGAUGGGUCCGUCAGGGGAAAGAGGGCGCCUCUAAAUGAGCGUAGUAAGAAAAGCGGAAGUCUAAAGGACAAGACUAGGGAAGAGGAAGAAGCGAUUGCAGCCCAGGAAAGUAGAAAGAAAGAGAGGAACUCCAAGAAAAAAGAGAGAGAAAGGAAAAAGGCUAGGGAGCAAUGGGAGAACAAGAAAAAGAUGGAACAAGCCAAGCAAGAGCUCAAGGAAGCGAGGAGGAGAGAGCAAGAGAAGUUGGAGCUGAAGAAGUUAGAGGAGGCAAAGAAAGUACAAACCCGCGAGCCAAAGUAGAGCGAGGACAACGCGGAAGUCGAACAACCAGGUACUGCUCAGAAACUGGAAGACGAGAUACGUAUGGC